ACAAAGAGCUCUCUAAUGCCAACCGGGCUGCCUGUCUCUUUAAGUAUUUAAAGGGUGUUAGAAGCGAGGGGAGUUGCUGUAAAACAAGCUGGGGAAAGAGAGAGAGAGAGAAAUUAAAAAGCAAGAGAAGAACUGGAGCUCCCUGAGUAGGUCUGAUAGGCUCCCCAGCUGAGAGUAAGUGGGUUACGUAGGCAAUAAGCUGCUCAACUUCAGCACCUACGAAAAGAUCUGUUCUGGAGGCAGCAGGGAUAAAAAGCAAGUUCUCGUAAGUGGAGAAGGAAACGGAUCUUCCCAGGGUGUAUCUACCUCCUGUUGGCUGGGGAACUCUUAAUCAGAUUGGCAUCCACGAUGGACUGCUGUAAUGAAGGGGCUUGCACCAAGCUGGAUGAAGACAUCAUGGAUAUUCCCUUGGAUGACCCCAGUGCCAAUGCGGCUGCCGCCAAGAUCCAGGCCAGUUUCCGUGGCCAUAUGACUAGGAAGAAGAUCAAAGGGGGAGAGCGCAAAAGCAAGGACCCCGAGUGCACGAGCAGCACUCGUGCGGGGGACCUACGCAAUGGAGAUUAAGUGUGGCUAAGAAGAAAUGGAAUGGCACAGAAGCAUCCAAGCUGGUUUCCCAUUGGUUCUCUCAACAGCACCCUUUCACUUCCAGAAGAACAAUCACCACCCCAUUGAGUCUGAUCACAGAAGAGAUGCAAUGCUCUCCUGGACCGCCUUCCUUUUUAGAGCCGCUAUCCCUAUUCUUUCUGUUAAAAAAAAAUCAUAUUGGCACUCCUUGCUUCUUCUUGCAGUGCAGACCCCUGCAUUUAUCCUUUGCACGCUGCCUCUAAGCCCUCCCUCUGUACAUAUCAGUAGUUCUUCAAUUUCCCCCACCCAAAUUAUAUACACGUAUAUCACACCCACACCUGUGUGAUAUAGAACGGAGCUUUCUUUUGCAGCGCUCAUAACCUGUAAGCUUGCCUCUCCACCUCUCAGUUUUUGGGGGGCCUUCAGGCUUUCGCUACUCAGUACUGCAUUCUAAGCAGUGUGAGCAAAAAGGCUGUUACUUGUAUAGCUUGGCCUUUAAGCCUUUUCCAUCACUGGCCAGAGUCUGGAGACAAGGCAGUGGAGCUGCAAGUGGUAUGAUAGAACGGCUUGCUCUACAGCACACAAGCAUGUAUUUGGUUCCAAUGUAACAGCUGGCUCGAUGGGGCAUAAUAUUGGCUGCUGUUUUUAAUUAGAUCCUUACUGCAAAACAACACCAUACACACAUAAAAUAAAACCACAUUAACAUCGCCUAUAGCUGUGAUUGUGAACGCAAUGAUUUUCUUAGAUCUCCAUUCGCCCACCUUUCAUCUUACUAAUUAAACAACAUUUUUAAAAUAAUGGAGUAGGAAAUGCAUGUUGAUGAUGUUACGGGUGCCAUGUCGAGAUGGUUUAACCUGUCAGUUUUGGUUCCUCUCAGUUUUCUCGUUUAUCCAGUCCACCACAUUUCUGUAUCAGUUUUGCAAUUCCUUUAAAAAAAGAUUCUCCUGAAAAUUCAUCAGAAUUUUAGCCUAAUGUACAAAUUUUUAUAUGCAUUUUUGCCUAACAGACAAGUGUUUGCAGUCAGUUCCCCCUCAUAUAAUGCACGUAUGGUGCUAUUUUCACUAAUAUAUGCCUUUAUCUGCCUAGUUUCCCCAAUAUAUAUAUUUUUGUAUACUUCAUUUGUUUGGAGAACUACGUCACAAAAUUCAGAGAAGGGCAUGCUUCAAAGAAUAGCUGUGCUUCGGUUCAUAUAUUCUCCCUCGUCCCUAACACCAACUCGAAUGUGCCCAUCACAGCUCUGUGUCCCCACCCCCACCCCCUGUCCCAACACACAGAAAAAUUGCAGCAUCGUUCCUUGCCUGCUGAACUUGUGCCAGGCAGAAAUCUGUACAUAAUGUUAUUUGUGCAAGGAAGGUCCAUUCAAACGAUCUCCCCACGACUGAGGCUGCAAUCCUGUGCUCACAUACCAGAGAGUAAGUACCAUUGAACUUUAAUGGGGCUUGCUUCUGAGUACCGCAACUAUGCAUAGGAUUGCAACAUCAAAAUCCUGCAAAGCUGUUUCUGAAACCUUUCUCUCCUACUACCUUUCACACUUUAAAUUUAAAAUAUCUCCAGCUAGAAAGGAAACACCCUUUUCCUUGGUCAGCCCAGAGAGAUGUUCCCAUAAAGCCUUUUCUUGCAUGUUGCAUGCCGAUUUAUUCUUUUGCAUCUGACAGUUUUAGAAAUUCUUUUUGAGGCGUUACGCAACCAAGCUCCAUUUUUAAUCAGUCUAGCCUUUGUUGAACGUUCCUGUUCAGUUGUGGUUUGAAGGUUGAAAUCUUAAUUCUGUUGGUGUCCUCAAUUCUUGUCAUGGUGUGGUUGAGCCCUUUUUAAGUGAACUUACACAGUAGCUGUAGGACAGCCAUUGGUUCCCUUUGAUUCUUUGGGCCAGUAGAUCAUGGUGAGUGCUAAGUUGCUCCCAGUUAUUAGCCUUCAGGUUCUUCAUUUGCACAGACCCAAUCUGAUAGUCAGUGCGUAUCAUCCCCCCCCACCACCACCACCAUGCAAGCUGGUCGUUGUGGCUGCCCUAACCUCCUAGCCCCAAGUUCUGUAGGGCUGGCCCUACCAUUGUACAGAGGGAGGCAGUGACUUUAGGGGUCAGGUGCUGGGGUGCAGCAAUGGCAGCCCCUGGGCUGUUGCUCCUGAGCUCCUCUUCCCAGCCACCACCCUCUGUUGGAAGCCAGGACUGCAAACACUGCCUCAAGUGUGAUGGAGAAUGUUGUCCCAUCACCAUUGCUGAGGUAAGAUUCAUGUACCAGUCCAGUUGGUUUGGGGAAGUAGGGCACCAUUCUUGUUUUCAGGCUGCAAAAUAUACAGUGGUACCUUGGUUCCUGAACAGCUUAGUUGUCGAACAAAUCGGCUCCCGAACGCCGCGAACCAGGAAGUGUUCUUAUUUGCGAAUGUUUUUUGGAAGCCGAACGUCUGACGCAGCUUCCGCUUGAGUACAGGAAACUCCUGCAGCCAAUCGGAAGCCGCACCUUGGUUUUAGAACAGUUUCAGAAUCCCGGAAUGGAUUAACUUUGAGAACCAAGGUACCACUGUAAUGGUCCAGCCCUAGAGUUUGGGGAUCAACUGUGUGGUCCAGUUAAAUCAUUUUGCCUUCCACAUUUGCUAUGAACCCACCCUUGCAAUUAAGCACUAGCCCAGAAGCCAUCUGCAACCAUGAAAAUCUUGCAGCUCGUAGAGGAGGAAAGGAGCUUUCCAUCCCUCCUUUGCACCCAGGGUAGGAAGGCAGGGCAGAGGAAAGGAAGAGCACACCACAAGGCAGGCAUUGGUGGGCACCUGCAUGAGCCCACUGCUGUUUUCUGGUAUGUCUCCCUCCUCUCCUGGAACUGUCUGUUCAUCUGCUCUUUUUGAGCCUGCAAGCCAGAGCAAGGAGACAAGAACUGUCUCCACCCCUCUCCCCAUGCUCAGCUUCAGGACAUUGUGCCGAUUAGGCCCAGAGGGAGGGAGCAAGUGAGAGAAGAGGAAGCCACUCAGUGUACCUUGUCAUAAGAACAUAAGGCGGCCUUGCUGGAUCAGGCCAAGGGACCGUCUUACAGUGCCCCCACCCCCCGAUGCCUAUGGGUAGCCCAAAAGCAGGACCUGAAUGCAAUAAUACACCAGUUCUGUCCCUCCAAUGCUAGCCCACAGCAGGCUAGUAAAUAUUUUUGCAGGCAACCACUUUUUUUUUUUGGCAAGGCUGCAUUAAUCCGAUCCCCCUUCCCCCAAUUGGCUCCCACGACUCAUCAAUUCCCUCAUUCUUGUUUUCUUACUUGUACUCAAACCUCUAGCUUUAUGCGCUCUAUAGAGCACCAAGAACGGUCCAAGUUCUCUAAAAGGCUGGCAGGUUAGGAAGAAGAUGUGAUCCUGGCUUUUUAUGCUUUCUUCUUCUUCCCUCGCUUCUUACAGGGCUCAGAGCAGGCAGGAGAAAGGCUGAUGGGGUGGGGAAGAAGGCCAUGGGAUAAGCAGAAGUGCAAACUCAAGCAGUGACUGUAUUCUCUGCUUUGAAUUUGCUGGGCUUUUAGGAAGAUUCUCUAGGUAGCAAGAAGGACUGGAGAGAUGAUACACCAUCCAACCAUUCCAAGAAAUGUUCAAAAGGCCUUGACAGCAUGCAGGAAUUUCCUUUCUGCUUAUUCAGCUACAUUUUACACCAUCCUACACUGUUCUUCCAUCUGCCUUGUGAACACCCCACAGUCCCUCGGCCUCUCUGCACCAUGCCCCACUUUGUAAGUCCCCCCCCCUCUGCAUCCAUACAGUUUAGGCAGGAGCUGGUGCAGCUUUCUUUCUAAAUAUCUUUUAAACAUUUUGCAUGUGAUUGCUUCUACCAAGAUGGAAUGUUAAUAAAGGAAUGUUGAUA
Zootoca vivipara (common lizard) is the source of this 4381-nucleotide messenger RNA. It is a transcript of the gene NRGN, whose product is annotated as neurogranin. The record is from RefSeq and is a predicted model, not a curated record. Lineage: Eukaryota; Metazoa; Chordata; Lepidosauria; Squamata; Lacertidae. Gene Ontology annotation, molecular function: calmodulin binding.